GGCACACAGUGAUUCACGUACACACCCGGCCGAUAGUCGUAACUCGUGAUCCAGAGACUAAACCGUUACCGUUGUGUACGCUAUAGGCACAAUAUAUUAUCAUAAUAUAUUGAAAUUCACAUAUCCGCUGUUAUCAUCGUUAUCGUUUGGUAUUUGAAUUUCAGUACGUUACACAUACUAUACGUUAUCACCUAUUAAAAACCGUUGUUUCAUUGAUCGUUUUUACAAAUCGCGAAUUUCUACUGUGUUUGGUAUAAUACAUUUUGAUUUUAAGAUGGGAGAUAUUCUACAAUUUUUCGACAAUAUCCCAAUUGGUAGCCCGGAAGAGUCUGUGCUCAACUCCAUGAUGUACGAAUUUUUUCGCUACAGGUGUUUCAAGAACACAAUGCAGAGAGAAGCGAUAAUCGAAAUUAUGAAGAGAGAUUCCGACGUGAUUGUGUCAUUGCCGAAGGGAUAUGGAAGAACGAUGUGUUUUCAACUCCCUGUAAUUGUCUCCAUACAGAAGGUAUCCAUCGUUUUUGUUGCCCUCACAUCACGGAUUAAAGUGCAAAUCCAACGGUUGAAAAACAAAAAUAAUUAUGUAGAAGUUUUGAGUUCGAAAACCACGGCAGAUCAAUGGUCACGUAUAUUUAAUAAUAUACACAAAUUUUGUAAUAUGUUAAGUUCAAAAAAUACAGUGCUUUAUAUGACACUAGAAUUGGCAUCAAGCUUUUUUUUAAUGCAUUUAAUGCAGUAUCUUGUUUUAAAUAAUGAAUUGGGAUUCAUAGUGGUAGAUGAGGCAUAUCAUGAAAAUUAUUGGUCAUUAGGUCAAUCCAAGGAAUAUAAUGGAUUAAGAAAACUUAGAAAAACAUUUCAAAGCGUUCCCUGGAUUGUUACUACAGCAGACGGCAGUACUGAAGUUAUUAAUCGCAUCAAGACCACAUUGUGCCUUCAUACUCAUAGACCUGAAUUGCCUAAAGAUUCAAUAUCAUGCUAUGGCUUCUUUAAAGAUGAUGUAUGCCUCGACCGUUGAUCAACCAUACAUAAAAUGUUAAUUGAAAUUGAUAAAAAGUAAUAAUUAAUAAUCUUUACCACAUAUAAAGCUAUUUCAAUUUUUAAGUCAAUAUUUUUAAUUUUUGUGGAGAAAACUUAAUUAAAUAUAUGGUUAUAUAUUGUUUUUUAACAUCUAAAUAAAAUCCAUACAUUUUAAUCAAAAUAUCUUACAUAAAUAUAACAAAUGUACCAUUUAUUUGUAUUAUAUUUACAUUUAUAUUUUUUUUUAUUUUGUGAAUUUGUGUAAAAUAAUUUAAAGAUUAUUGUAUUUGUAAAUAGGCUGGUCUGUUUUAUACCCAACAAAACUAAAUAUUAUUGUAUUUUUUUAUUUAAGUGCUUAUUACUUUUAAAUGGAAUAACAAUUAUUAAUAAAAUAAAUACUGUUCAAUUAAACCGUUUUUGGGUUUUAUAUAGAAUCCAAUCACACUUAAAAUUGAA
Rhopalosiphum padi (bird cherry-oat aphid) is the source of this 1470-nucleotide messenger RNA. RefSeq names its product ATP-dependent DNA helicase Q5-like. Gene Ontology annotation, biological process: double-strand break repair via homologous recombination. The transcript has 5 exons. Gene Ontology annotation, molecular function: four-way junction helicase activity; ATP binding; nucleic acid binding. Lineage: Eukaryota; Metazoa; Arthropoda; Insecta; Hemiptera; Aphididae. The record is from RefSeq and is a predicted model, not a curated record. The coding region runs from base 275 to 1012 and encodes 245 amino acids. Gene Ontology annotation, cellular component: cytoplasm; chromosome.